Epinephelus lanceolatus (giant grouper) is the source of this 6203-nucleotide messenger RNA. RefSeq names its product v-maf avian musculoaponeurotic fibrosarcoma oncogene homolog Gb (gene mafgb). Lineage: Eukaryota; Metazoa; Chordata; Actinopteri; Perciformes; Serranidae. Gene Ontology annotation, molecular function: DNA-binding transcription factor activity, RNA polymerase II-specific; RNA polymerase II cis-regulatory region sequence-specific DNA binding. The record is from RefSeq and is a predicted model, not a curated record. Gene Ontology annotation, biological process: regulation of epidermal cell differentiation; regulation of transcription by RNA polymerase II. Gene Ontology annotation, cellular component: nucleus.
AUGUGUUGUUUUGCUGAGUGUGCACGACCACCGCCGCUGCCAUGCCGUUACCCGCCGCGCUUGUGUUGCCGCUUGUCCCGGUGUUCGCCGCUGCCGCUGCCGCUGUCCUGCUCAGCCGAACUCACAGCCGUUUAAAGGGCAGCAGGCUGUUAGUGCUGAAUCAUCACGAUCCAGUCGUCAUCCAGACCCGCACAUGCUGUUCCGAGACCGGGUCGUUUCACGCGGAACAGCCACGCUAACCGACCAACCGGUGAUUUCAUAAUAACACAGACAAAGGGGGUGUACGUUGCGUACGGCUGUCAAGCUUAAAAAAGAAGCCAUGUGUCGGAAUUAGAGGACCGUGCGGUGCGGGGAGUACGAGAGCGAGUCGGCUGUCUGUGGCGCUGGUAUGGCCGGGGAUUCCCUCGUUUUACGGCCACUAAAUGGCUAGAUAUUCAGAAAGGUUAGAGUAAAGAGAGCUAGGGAACAAACCUGAACACAGAGUAACAACUUAGGGCAGCGGAAACCCUCGAAAACAACACACAACCUCAACGCUAGCUUCCCCGGCUGUCCUCUCCUCGGGGUGCUGAAGCGGCAGCGGCGGACACAGACCCAAAGCCUCCCGCUGUCGCUUCACAAACUGACUUCGUCUGUCGCUCCCUCACAGGUCCGUUCAGAAGAGCAAGGCUCUUGUGGCAUGACGACGACUAACAAAGGAAAUAAAGCCUUGAAGGUGAAGCGUGAGCCGGGGGAGAAUGGCACCAGCCUCACAGACGAGGAGCUGGUGACCAUGUCAGUGCGGGAGCUGAACCAGCACCUCAGAGGGCUCACCAAAGAUGAGAUCCUGCAAUUGAAACAACGGCGGCGCACCCUGAAGAACCGGGGCUACGCCGCCAGCUGCCGGGUGAAGCGAGUCACCCAGAAGGAGGAGCUGGAGAAGCAGAAGGCCCAGCUGCAGCAGGAGGUGGACAAACUGGCCAAUGAGAAUGCUUCGAUGCGGGUUGAGCUGGACGCUCUGAGGUCUAAGUACGAGGCGUUACAGACCUUCGCCAGGACUGUGGCACGGAGCCCCACUGUCGGGGUCGGGGUGAGGGCUGGAGGGGGAGGAGGAGGGGGAGGGGUGGCGUCAUCAGUCAUUGGCCCGCUCAUACCAGGGAAGAUGGCAACAGCGACCAGCGUGAUUACAAUAGUGAAGUCAAAAACAGAUGCACGGUCUUGAGGGAGGGAAAGAUAGAUGAGGGCAUGUUGGGAUGGAGCUCAGCUGCGACAGAGUAAUUCUUCUCUGCUGGCCACCUUUCCUCCACCUGCACUGACGUCAAACAGCUGGGCAGUCUCGAUCACAUAGCCUCAGCACGUUCCCAUCAACUGUCUCAGAGCAGUGCAGGUGAAGGAAAGGCUGGAGACUAUAAAGAUGCAAGUCCUUGGUCAGCGCAUGAUCAUUUAGCACAGGACAGAUACACAGGGUUCCUACGGUCACUGAAAGCCUGGAAAAGUCAAAGAAUUUGUUUUAUUCCAGGCCAGGGGGGGAAUGUAAUUGCCAAAACACUUGGGAAAAAUCAUGCAAUUUUGUUCAGUUGCCAUUCGUGUCAGUCAAAGUGUUCAGUGUCAGGUUUUACCACUGGUAGAUCUAGAUAUCUGUAAGUGCAUAAUAAUCCCAUCACACAUUUGCACACUAGACUUGAAGCAGACGUUUGCCUGAACCGAAAUUUGCUACACCAGAAAAAAUAUUCCAAAACAUGCGUUACAUAGAAUCAGAAAUUGACACAAAGGGUUCCAAAAUAACACACAAGAUUUCACGUGACCUGCUGAUUUCAGUGGCUGAAGAGAAGUCCCGUCAUGCUCCACCUAGCCAAGAACCUUUUCAGAAAAGUACUAUAGAAAAAUAUAUAUUACACAAUGGUGGUAACUGUAUUUCUACUGUUUUGUACUGUGUUGUCAUUCACAUGCGGUCCAAAGUGUAUUCUUUGUGUGUCGAUUGUUAUAUAUCAGGAAUUCUGUGAAAUUCUGUGGCGCGUGUUCGUUUUGGUAUUGCUAUAUUUAGUUAGCUGUAUUUUUUCUACAGUCUCUUCACUUUCUAUGUCCAGCUCUCUUGCUCUUACCUAUUCUUUCUCUGUCCUUCCAUUUUUCAAUUCCAACUGGUUUCCAUCAUAACACACAGUACUUCCUGGAUCUAGCAGACAGAGGGGUGGAAAGGAAAAGAAAAAACAAACCCACAACAUACUAUAGAGGAAAGGAGAUAUAGUUACUGAAAGUCACCGACUUUAUCUCGGUUUGUAGGAUUUUUCAGGGAAACGGUCGUUUAAACACCAGAGCUCAAGGUCUGUGUGUUUGAGCUCCUGUCAAAAAGUAUAUAGAAGAAAAUUGGAAGGGCAAGUGCCUUGGUCUCCUAAUGAUAUGCAUCAAGACGAAGUCAAGAGGAAUUGUGGAAGGACGGUGGAGAUUCAAUGCAGGUGUUUGCUUAUACCUGUGCUUAAUGUGAAACACUGACCAAUCAGGAAUCAGGUUGUGACAGCAUUUAACUCUGGCUGUGCGUUGUUGUAUGAGUUGUGUAGUAGCAGGAUUAUUAAUAUGAAUAACACCCAUUUAUGUGACUCGGCAGUUCAUUAAAAAUGCUUUUUUGAAAGUUGCUGAUCUAUUUUGAGUACAAGUCCUGUUUAUGUGGAUUACUUGGUUUGCAUGUUUAUGAUUUUGAUUGGCUCCUGACUCUGAAAUCUAGGUUAUUACAGCUACAGCAACAAUCUUGCCUCAAAUCAAAGUGGUUUUUGUUGCAUUCCUCUUUGUUUUUAACCACAAAGCUCACUUUGCAAGUGCAAGUGUGAUUACCGACAAUGCAGCCAACCAGCAAAGACAGCAAAGAUACUUCUCUGAAUUUCCAGUCACACAAAUGGGAUGUCAUUUCACACGAGUUUUCCCAUAAACAGUAGUCUUACGUGGUGUUCUAUACUCCAAGAAUCUGUGUCUAUGUAUGGUAGAGUCUGGAAUUUUAUAAAGACAAUUAUCUUUGCAUUGUUUGUAACGACCUGUUGGAAAAAAAAAAAAAAGGUAUAACAAAAUCUGUUUGAUAUACAGUAUCUCUCUAUUUUGCAAUUGUACCAAAAGUGGCUUAACUACUGAAUAGCUUUGUUCUUUCUCUAGUGACUAGGCACGUGUGUGUAACCGUGUAACUAGCGUGUGGUGUGCCGUGUAGGUAUGUGACGAGGUAACUAUAACGUUCACUAUUUCAUGGAUAUGACUUUGAUCCUUGUUUGAUUUCAGGCCGAAGCAGGUGAUGACACUGUGGGUAACUGCACUCUUUCUCUAAUCAUAAGAUCUAUGUCCUCCCGGCCCCGUCGUUCAGCUCCAGCACUGCAGAACGUGUUAGAUCGUUUGUUUAUCUGCUCGCAAUCUGCAGUCAUCAUUUGUACAUUUUAGCUUCACUUUAGCUGACCCAUUCCUCGUAUUUUUGAACCCGUCUCUGGCUGUAAUUUGGUUCUCACAGUCUUGAGAGCUAGUAAUAACAGAUAAAAUGACCACUGAGAUGAGGAAGUGUUCUGGUUAACCUCAUAAGCUUCGUGAUAUUGUGUAUUCAAGUCAUCUGGCAACAUAACAGACAUAGGAAACUCAACAUUGGGCCUAUAUGGCUGCAUCACCCCUACUCCUUCAAUAAGUUAUUUUUGUAGUGUGUGAUAAAACUAUUUGUUUUUGCUGUGUACAUUUUAUAUAGUUCUGUACAUAUAAUGUUCCUGUUUUGUUUGUUUUUGAAUUGUUCUGUAAGUGUCAGGGAAGUGAAACAAAUUUGUUAAUGUAUUUGGUGUUUUAUGAAGUGAAAAAAAAGUGUAUUCUGCUAUUUAAUGGUUUGUCAAAGAGUUAGGUUUACUUUACAAAGAACAAUUUCCUCAAAUUGUUUUUUUAACUGAUGAAAACCUGAUUUAAAUCAUUUAACAAAAGCAAUUUACAUUAUUAAAAAAAAACAGUACAUACAUGCAGCCUUUUACCUGAACCGCUACUUUUCCACUGUGAAGAAAAAGGGGUUAACUAGCCUACUGCUGUGCAGUUAUUAAGAUUAGCGAGGUAUGUCCGUGUCUGUACCCUACAUUAGUAUAAAGUCAAACAGAUGAACAAUGAGCAAAGGCAUUGGAAGGGAAAUGGGUUUGAAAAAUAUUAUUUCUCCAUAAUCUUUACUCUUUUUUAUUUCGUUCAGUCAUAGUGAAAUCAGAGAGCGACAAAUGUCAAAUGAAAUUUUUUUAAACGUCUCAUUAUCACAUGGUAUUCAGCUACAAGCAAAUACAGGUAUCACUCUGUGUAUUUAAGUAUGUGCUCUGUAUUUGUUUUUAAAAAUGUGUCCUGUUUUGUGUGGUCACAUUUGAUUUUCUACUCAUUUGCUUGUUGAAUAAUGUUUUUUAUUUUUGCUGGCAAGUCCUGUGUGGUGUGUGUGGUCACGAUGGUGUAAAAUAGGAAGAAACGCGACGCAAAAGCAAAAUAAGAAACUCCUAUACAUACUGUAUAUGUGCUGUUGUCAAACAAUAUGUCUCCAUCCAGUCUGUAUUCGUAUGCUCCUCCUGUCCACAAAGGAUGCAUACUGUAUAAGUAUACAUGGUGGCCGCUGUUUAAUAGACAUCUCUAAUUAUGCAAACUGUGUAGGGGCAAAAUUAGACCUCCUGCCACACAGGAGCAGUGAUGCUUUCGUAGUCGUCGUGUCAAGUUGUCUGUUUUAUAAUUGCAAGGUACCUGUGUAAUGUGACGAGGUUUAAGAGCUUAUAUACAGAGUGUUUAGUGUAUGUGGUUAAUAACGGCAGUACCAGUUUGUCUCUGUUUAAAUUGCUUUCCCAGAGUGCCACUUAACAGUUAACUGUGAAAACAUGAAAUCAUCAGAAAGGUUUGAUCCAAGAAAGUAAAAUCUACCGUAGCUGCAGUCAGACUAAAGAAUAUCAUUAUUCUUGUAUUCCAGACUCGAAUAUCUCGUGGUUUGUUGUAUUUCUUCCACGUGAAGCAGUGUGUCAGGUCAGGGUGUCAGAGGUGAAACGUCACUGAAGUUUCUUCCUAGUUUUCACUCAGCAGACCUGAUCAGCUGACAACUACUGACCUUUAGUGAUGAUCAGACGGGGCAGCUUGGUGGCUUUUCAUAACAGAGUUUAUGAGCUUGUAAGACACGCUGACCUUAUUUCCCGCUGCCUGUACAGGGGUCAUACCCUCCUUAUGAAAAGACAUUUCAUCACAAACCCAAGCAACAGCUCCUAAAGCGCAUCUAUAAAUAUUUUACAGAGGCAGAAAGGAGUGGUGGAGACACAUCUGAUAAGACCAUUUCCCACUCCACUUAUCCCAUCCCCUUUUUACAAAGUGUUAGCGAGUUAACUCAGCAGGCUGCAGAGCCCUUCUUCAAAGCAUCCGAUUCUUCUGGAAGAUGCAAAUCAUUAACUCCUUAUCUUGCUGCUUGGCCAAUCGGUAUGUAGUCAUUCGGUUGUUUUCCCGUCUAGUGAAUCACGCCACCGGACUCUAAAAGCCCUUUCACCCACCUCCAAUGCCGAUCGAUGAGAGUAAAUGAAGCAAGGAUUCCUUUGAUCGUUUGUUUGGUGUUUUCAUCAAUAAUAAUGUUUGUUUUGUACCCUCUUCUGCUGCUCUCUCUCACUCUCUCUGCUGCCCUUAUCAGUUGCACAGCCUCUAACAUGAAUUCUUACCCAGAGUUUAGGUAUAACAUCACGUUAACUUAUAUUUUGUUUUUUCUUGUAACAGUCUCUUGCUCUGAUUUUACUCCUGGUACCAUGCUUGUUUUGUUUUUUCUCCCAUCAAACCACAUGUGUCUAUUGGUGAGCGUUUGGCCAGGUUAAUCAUGGGGAUAUUUUUGUGUUUCUAAAAGUAUACAAUGGUCAGUUUAAAGCUAUAGAGAAGUAGUGACUUGUGUGAAUAUGGCAAAGCCUAUUCAGAAAAGCCCUUGUAAUAGGAAAUUCUGUGUUUUGUAAUAUUUCUGUAUGGGGUGUAAUAAAUUAUUCUACGACAGUACUUUCUAUGGGAAAAUACUUAAAAUGUGACAGUCUUUGUAAGUAUUUAUCUUCAACUAAAUUAUUGUACUUUCUUUUGCAAUUUGUAGAUACGUAAGUGAUGAUGACAAGGUAUUGGUAAUCAUUAAAUUAACUGUUUCAUCAUCGGUCUGAUGCAUCUUUUAAUUUAUUGAUGUAUAUACUGUAUGUUUGUUGAUAAACAGCUUACUUUAUUUUGUAUAUGACCAAUAAACAUGUUUUGAAAUGGAA